This is a messenger RNA of Propithecus coquereli (Coquerel's sifaka), 620 nucleotides long. Its product is annotated as disintegrin and metalloproteinase domain-containing protein 32-like. Lineage: Eukaryota; Metazoa; Chordata; Mammalia; Primates; Indriidae. Gene Ontology annotation, cellular component: plasma membrane. The transcript is spliced from 6 exons. Gene Ontology annotation, biological process: binding of sperm to zona pellucida; cell adhesion; proteolysis. The record is from RefSeq and is a predicted model, not a curated record. The annotation marks the transcript as partial. Gene Ontology annotation, molecular function: metalloendopeptidase activity.
AUGAUGCUGCUCGCCAUGCUCUGUGGCCUGCUAGCCUCAAGACCCGGUUCUCAAAAUUCAUUUCUGCAAAUUGUAGUUCCAGAGAAAAUCCAAACAAAUACAAAUGACACUUCAGAAACAGACAACACUAGAUGCUACUAUCAAGGAAAUAUCGAAGGAUAUCCGAAUUCCGUUGUCACACUCAGCACGUGUUCUGGACUGAGAGGAAUACUGCAAUUUGAAAAUGUUUCUUAUGGAAUUGAGCCUCUGGAAUAUGCAGUUGAAUUUCAACAUCUUCUUUACAAAUUAGGGAAGGAAAACAAUGAAUUUUCAAUUUUUAACAAUAAUAACAGAAGCACAGAAAAAUACCCAAUGGAUUAUAACAUUUUUAUAAGUGAAAAAUAUGAUUACUUGGGCUCUGAUAGCAUGAUCGUAACAAAUAAAGUCAUCGAAAUUGUUGGCCUUGUAAAUUCAAUGUUCACCCAAUUUAAAGUUACUGUUGUGCUGUCAUCAUUGGAAUUGUGGUCAGAUAAAAAUAAGAUUUCUACAGCUGGUGAGGCAGAUGAAUUAUUGCAUAGAUUUUUAGAAUGGAAACAGUCUUAUCUCACCCUAAGGCCUCAUGAUAUUGCAUAUUUAUUCAU